Molecule: messenger RNA, 1325 nt
Organism: Tribolium madens (black flour beetle)
Lineage: Eukaryota; Metazoa; Arthropoda; Insecta; Coleoptera; Tenebrionidae
Gene: sds22
Product: protein phosphatase 1 regulatory subunit 7
Exons: 4
Coding region: 122-1093 (323 amino acids)
Molecular function (GO): protein binding
Source: RefSeq, a predicted model, not a curated record
UUGUCUAUACUUGUUGGAUGUCAAACUCAAACGUCACUAAUGUUUGCUGUCAUCCGCCUUCAAAUUAGUCAUUUAAUUAAUUUCUGAUAAACUGAAAUAUCCGUGACCGUAAACUGUGAAAAUGCCGUCUCCGCAACAAAACAAUGAGAGUUCCCCCGAGCCCGCACCAGAAACGUCCACUUCGAAAGACAAUAAGGAAAAAGGGGCCACUACUAAUGAAAUAAUGAUAAUAGACCCCGACACUCUUGAGCUGGACUUAAACCAUGGUAGAGUCAGUAAGCUUGAAAACCUUGAGCCCCUAACACAAAUUGAACGUCUCUUCUUGAGGUGGAAUUUGAUCACAAAAAUUGAGAAUUUGGACACGUUAGUGACACUCCGCGAAUUGGAAUUGUAUGAUAAUCAGAUCGUUAAAAUGGAAAAUUUGGGAUGUUUGGUCAAUCUAGAGAUUCUAGAUCUCUCAUUUAAUCGUAUUAAGGAGAUUGAAGGACUGGAGAAUUUGCACAAUUUGGAAAAACUCUUCCUGUCAUCAAACAAAAUCAGCAAAAUCAAAAAUGUGAAACAUUUGAAGAAGUUAACAAUGCUGGAGUUGGGGGACAACAAGUUGAGGGAGAUAGAGAAUCUGGAAGAUAUGCCGGCCUUGACUCAUCUCUACUUGGGCAAAAAUAAAAUAUCAAAAAUAAAAAACUUAGACUCCUUGACCAAUGUGACGUGUCUGAGCCUUCAAAGCAACAGAAUAACGCAUAUCGAGAAUUUAGAUAAACUCACACAACUAACCGAGUUGUACAUUUCUGAGAACGGAAUUCAUAAAAUUGAAAACCUCACACAUAAUACGCUUCUUCAGACUUUGGAUUUGGCGAAAAAUAAAAUUAAGUUGAUUGAAAACAUCGAUCAUUUGGACGAUUUGGAAGAGUUUUGGAUGAAUGAUAAUCAAGUUUCUGAUUGGGCGACCGUUGAGAAUUUGUCAAAGAAUAAAAAGUUGGCAACAGUGUAUCUAGAGAGAAAUCCGGUCGAGAAGGAUCCGAUGUAUAGGAGAAAAUUGAAGAUGAUUGCGCCCUCUUUAACACAGAUCGACGCAACUUUGUGUCAGUCGUAAUUAUUCCCCAUCCUGUUUUGUAAAUUAAGGAAAUCAUUGUUGCCAUCUGUGCAUUUAAUGUAUUUUUUGUUUUAAGUAAUUUCAAUUCAUUAGCUAACGAGUAAUGAUUAAUUUUAUGCAUCUAAUAAUAUACCUACCAAUAUGAAAACACUUCAUCCAUUUGUAAAAAUCGGUUUUAAUUUUGAUAAGCUGCUCGACCCUGCUACGUAAAAAUAAACCCAAAUAACAAUAA